AUGGCCAUUCCCGGCAUCCCCUAUGAACGACGGCUUCUCAUCAUGGCGGACCCUAGAGAUAAGGCGCUACAGGACUAUCGCAAAAAGCUUCUGGAACACAAGGAGAUUGACGGCCGUCUAAAGGAGUUAAGAGAACAACUAAAAGAACUUACCAAGCAAUAUGAAAAGUCUGAAAAUGAUCUGAAGGCCCUACAAAGUGUUGGACAGAUUGUGGGUGAAGUUCUUAAGCAGUUAACUGAAGAAAAAUUCAUUGUUAAAGCUACAAAUGGACCAAGAUAUGUUGUGGGUUGUCGUCGACAGCUUGACAAAAGUAAGCUGAAGCCAGGAACAAGAGUUGCUUUGGAUAUGACUACACUAACUAUCAUGAGAUAUUUGCCAAGAGAGGUGGAUCCACUAGUUUAUAACAUGUCUCAUGAGGACCCAGGGAAUGUUUCUUAUUCUGAGAUUGGGGGGCUGUCAGAACAGAUUCGAGAAUUAAGAGAGGUGAUAGAAUUACCACUUACAAACCCAGAACUCUUCCAGCGUGUAGGAAUAAUACCUCCCAAAGGCUGUUUGUUAUAUGGACCACCAGGCACAGGAAAAACACUAUUGGCACGAGCUGUGGCUAGCCAGCUGGACUGCAAUUUCUUAAAGGUUGUAUCUAGUUCUAUUGUAGACAAGUAUAUUGGUGAAAGUGCUCGUUUGAUCAGAGAAAUGUUUAAUUAUGCCAGAGACCAUCAGCCGUGUAUCAUUUUUAUGGAUGAGAUAGAUGCAAUUGGUGGUCGUCGGUUUUCUGAGGGUACUUCAGCUGAUAGAGAAAUUCAGAGAACUUUAAUGGAGUUACUGAAUCAAAUGGAUGGAUUUGAUACUCUGCACAGAGUUAAAAUGAUCAUGGCUACAAACAGACCAGAUACACUGGAUCCUGCUUUGCUCCGUCCAGGAAGAUUAGAUAGAAAAAUACAUAUUGACUUACCAAAUGAACAAGCAAGAUUAGAUAUACUGAAGAUCCAUGCGGGUCCUAUUACAAAGCAUGGUGAAAUAGAUUAUGAAGCAAUUGUGAAGCUUUCAGAUGGCUUUAAUGGAGCUGACCUGAGAAAUGUUUGUACUGAAGCAGGUAUGUUUGCAAUUCGUGCUGAUCAUGAUUUUGUAGUACAGGAAGACUUCAUGAAAGCAGUCAGAAAAGUGGCUGAUUCUAAGAAGCUAGAAUCUAAAUUGGACUACAAGCCUGUGUAAUUAUUUUACCAGAAGGUUUUUGAUAGCUGCAUGACAAAAACUGGCUUAAUGUAAAAAUAAAGUUAAGGAAAAUAAUGUAUGUAUUGGCAAUGAUCUCAUUCACAGAAUAAAAAUAUGUAUUGGUAACAUUUUAAAAACUAGUAUUUCAGUAAUUCUACUUUUAGAUUGGUACAGAAGAAAUUUGUAUGUUUGUUAAUGCUGCUUUUACUAUAGCAGAAGUUAUAAGAGUAUGUUGAAGCUUUUCAUAUUUGCUGUGUGAGCAUUUUGUAAAACACUGAACAUGGUCUGAGAUAGUAGUAAAAGACAGCAUUUCUUAUCAUUUAUUUUAUAUCACUUGUUUUCCUCAUGCUAAAAAGUUGAAUAAAAGCUGUUUAAUUCAGUUUUCCUACAUAUAUUCUUGUUUUUUAUAAAAAAAUUUUACUAUAUGGCCUUUUAGGUUCUUUAUUAAGUAAAUUACUUAACUAAGAUGAAGUUGUGUUUGCAUCAUAGGCUUUUGAAUUUAAUUUUAAAACAGUACCCAUACUCAGUGUUCAUAAAGCAUCUUAUUACAUAUAUCUAUAAAACAUGGAUGUUUGUAUGUCUAUAUAUAUAAAACUCCCUCCAGAGUGAGUCUUACUCUCUACCUACUGUGAUUGGGCUGUGUGAUAGUUAAUUAAAAUAAUUUGUGCACAUCCAUAGCCUUAAGAUUUAAGAUUAUGAUUAAAAGUAAUAUUUGGUAAUAAGUAUGACUUUUGUUUUCUUAAUUUGUGGGAGAUGAUUAUUUCCUUUUGAGAAUAUUCAGAUCUUGAUACUCUUCCCAGAAAAUUCAUGCUCAUACAAAGGUUUUGUAUGUAGUAAAACUAAAACCUAAGGAAAUAUUUUAUUUCAUGCUCACCCAUGGACUGUAUUGGGUAUUUAUGGAUAUCAAGCAAUGAAUGUCUGACAUAGGAGAUACUAAGGUCAGAAGUGUUCAAGGGUGAAUUACCUAUACACAAUUUUUUCUCUUAUGAAUUGUAAUUAAAGCUUUAGAGAGAGUUUUAAGACAUUACAGUAGGAAAUUAUUGGACAUCAAUUGAGAUUUUUAUCAUUAAAGGUGCUAUUAAAGAGCUUCAUCAUAAACCUUAAA
Molecule: messenger RNA, 2317 nt
Organism: Condylura cristata (star-nosed mole)
Lineage: Eukaryota; Metazoa; Chordata; Mammalia; Eulipotyphla; Talpidae
Gene: PSMC6
Product: proteasome (prosome, macropain) 26S subunit, ATPase, 6
Exons: 14
Coding region: 1-1212 (403 amino acids)
Biological process (GO): positive regulation of RNA polymerase II transcription preinitiation complex assembly
Cellular component (GO): proteasome regulatory particle, base subcomplex; cytosolic proteasome complex
Molecular function (GO): ATP binding; proteasome-activating activity; ATP hydrolysis activity
Source: RefSeq, a predicted model, not a curated record